CCUUUUGUACGUACUUUGCUGUGAGCGCACCACAUCCACGAUGACUGCCGCGCGCACUUCCCGUCGGCGGUCGGCGGUACCGCUCGUGACCGCAUCCACUUUGGGCCUUCUGCUCCUCGCUGCCGCCGGUUUCGCCGCUCCAGCUGCCGCCGCUGCUGCUGCUGACAAGGCAAACGCUGCGUAUUCGUACUGCCAGGCAAACUUCCCAGACCCGGCAAGCUACCCGCUGCCGUCGGGCUCGCACGCGGGCGCCAAGCUCAAGCAAGUCCAGCUCAUUACGCGCCACGGAGACCGCACGCCCGUCAACAUCAUGCCCGACGACGCGGCAACAUACAACCUGUGCAGCGAGUUUGCCGUGUCGGGCAUGACCUCGAACGACGGCUCGGCUACCCUGACCCAGGCGAAUGUGCUCAAAUUCCCGCUGCUCGAUAAGGCGAAUCCUUAUCAGGACGCCAUUUGGCAAGGAAACUGCAUUGAUGGCCAGCUCACGUCCAAGGGCAUCACUCAGCUGCGCACUCUGGGCUCGCAGUUGCGCGGCAUCUAUGUGGACAAGCUCAAGUUCCUGGAGGGCGACUACAUGCCUGCAACCCCGACCUUGUACGCGCGCAGCACCGACUACUGGCGCACCCAGCAGUCUGCCGAAAGCCUGCUGUCAGGCCUCUUCCCCACCCUGAAGGGCGAGCUCUAUCCCGUCCCGCUGCACACCGUCCCGAGCUCGGCCGAAACCAUGGCCUCGAAUCCCGGCGCCUGCCCCAACCUUGCAACCGUGCAAGCCUUGAUGUCCGCGUCUGCUGGCUGGCAAAACCACUUGUCCAGCAACCAGGCCUUGCUGGAUCGCCUCAACACCGCGUUCGACACGGACUGGCAGGGCGGUUUUGAUCACUUUUUCGACAACCUGCAGGUGCGCACGUGCAACAACCUGCCUCUUCCAUGCUCUCGCCAGAAUCCAGGCACCCCGUGUGUGUCGGCCCAGGACGCACAGAGCACGUUCGCCUUGGGCGACUGGGAGUACGCCUACACCUUCCUCAACUACAACCAGACCGUGAUGGCCAAGCUUGGCAUUGGCGCAUUCUCGGCCACGCUUCGCGACACGCUCCAGUCUGCCGUGAGCGGAAACAAGUCCCAGUACAACUUUUACUACUAUUCGGGCCACGACAGCACCAUCGGCGCUGUUCUGGGCGCCUUUAACAUUUCUGGCUGGCGCUGGCCGCCGUACGCGUCCAACAUCCAGAUCGAGCUGUGGCAGGAUGUCAACGGCGAGUUCUUUGUGCGCGUCUUCUACAAUGGCGAUCUGCAGCAGCUCCCUGCCUGCCCGUCGACCGAGUGCCCCGCUUCCACCUGGAUUGCCUACAUGAACACUGUCAUCCCUUCCAAUUUCGCUGCCGAUUGCAUGUUUGAUACGCGAUCACGUCGAUUUGGCCACGGGCAUUAACAGAAGCAGUGUGCCAGAAACAACAACAACAACAAAAGAGAGUGUUGUGGAGCGGUUGGGCCGUGAUUUUUGGGUUGGUCGACGGCCUUCCAGCGUGAAAACGUCGUCCCGAGUUUGCACCUCAACCGCCGUUCUCUGUCUUGUUUUGAUUUUGUUUUGCUUGUUUGAUUAUUUUUUCUCGAAAAGAGGUUGUCGGUGCUUAUCUUUGCUGGAAUGUUUGUCAUACUCGUGUUCGACGUGAACAACGUUUUUCGAACAAAGCAAAGAAAAAAAAACCUAAUCGUUUUAUCACUUGGG
Messenger RNA from Capsaspora owczarzaki ATCC 30864, 1729 nucleotides. RefSeq lists its product as hypothetical. Gene Ontology annotation, molecular function: phosphatase activity. The transcript has 2 exons. Gene Ontology annotation, biological process: dephosphorylation. The coding region runs from base 41 to 1432 and encodes 463 amino acids. Lineage: Eukaryota; Filasterea; Ministeriida; Capsasporidae. The record is from RefSeq and is a predicted model, not a curated record.